AGUGUAUCAUUCCUAAUAGACAAAAAUCAUCGUAUGUGGUUGGGUUCCUUAACGGCGUAGGUCUCCUCGCUUAUCGAGACGGAUACUUAUAUAAAUAUAAAUACGACUCCCUCUUUCGCCUUUCCACACACUCUCCACUCGUUUCAAAUCCUUCAAUUUUUUAUUAAGAAUUACAUCCAUAGCUGUCGGAGAUGGGAUUUAAGAAAGUUUAUAAGGCAUUGCAGGAGAUUUUUCCUGAGGUUGAUUCUCGAAUUCUUAGAGCUGUUGCUAUUGAGCAUUGUAAGGAUGCUGACACAGCCGUCGAGGUGGUCCUUAGUGAAGUUAUUCCCUGCUUGACUAAGCGUCCCUCAACUUCUUCUGAACAUAGUGGGGUCACUGUCAAAUCAUCUGAAGCUGCAGUAGAUGCCAAUGGAGCUCCACAGACUGAUGCUAUUCUUCUUCACAAUACAAAAGACUCAGAUGAAUUGCAAAAUGGCUUAUCAUCCCAAGAUGCUGGUUCUGGACAUCAUCAAGCAAUUGAUGAUACUGAUGGUGAAUCCCUUCAGCAUUAUCAUGAUGCUGUUGGUGGAGAUCAUGUACCGUUUGAAGUCGAUGAAAGUGGUACACCGGUCUCCGUGGAGAAGUGCGAUAAAAGCAAUGACAAAGUUAGUGCCUAUGAAUCCUGCCAAGUCACACAUGUCAUGUCAAAUGCUGAAGAUAGGGCCAUAGAUGAUGUUUAUGAGAAGUCUGCACACUUGCUUGUUGAAAAUGAGAAAUCUGGAGACCCUGCAAGUCCUGAAGCAACUUCUUUCAAAGUAAACAAAAACGAUGGAGCUGAAGUUGCAGACAAUCAGCUUUGUCAGCCUACAGAAGGUGGUGUUCCGCAUACCCUUGAGGGGACUGAUAACUCACCUUCUGAUGAUUCUACUGCACUUAUGCACAAAAGGAUACAUGAAGAAGUUUCUUCAAUAGACAAUCAGGACAUGAAACAUCCUGAGAGUCAGGUUGCGCCCUUGAAUGUUCAAACUUCAACAUUAAGUGGUUUUGAAAGUAGUAUAGAGUUUGUGGUUGCACCAGAUGUGCAUAACUUUGAUCUAGAAAAAACAGAACUCAAUGAUUCAGUCGAUGCUACAUCUAAUAAAGAUUUGGCGGGUGAAAUUCUUGUAAAUGAAGAAGAGUCUAUGCCAAAUUCAGUGGUCACGGCAUCUGGUCAAAUUUGUAGCAUUGACCUUCUCGAGGAUAUGAUGACAGAAGCCAAAAGUAACAAGAAAACACUGUUUUCGGCGGUGGAGUCUGUUAUCUGCUUGAUGAGAGAAGUUGAACUCCAAGAGGAAGCUGCAGAGCAGGCGAAGCUAGAAGCUGCCAACGGAGGACUGGAUAUGCUUAGGAGGGUAGAGGAUCUGAAAGAAAUGUUACAACAUGCCAAGGAAGCAAAUGACAUGCAUGCUGGUGAAGUAUAUGGUGAGAAGGCCAUCUUAGCCACUGAAGUUAAAGAGCUUCAAUCUCGCCUGCUCGGCUUGGCAGAUGAAAGGGACAAAUCUCUUGCAGUUCUUGACGAGAUGCGUCAGACGCUUGAGGUGCGAAUGGCUGCUGCUGAGAAAGAAAUGAAAGCUGCUGAGCAAGAAAGACUAGACAAGGAAGAGUUAGCACGUAAAGCACUCACUGAUCAGGAAAUCAUUAUGGAAAAAGUGGUGCAAGAGGCAAAUGUUCUGAAGCAAGAGGCAGAAGAGAACGCUAAGUUGAGGGAUUUCCUGGUGGAUCGUGGACGUGUUGUUGAUACGUUGCAAGGCGAAAUCUCUGUCAUAUGCCAAGAUGUGAGGUGGUUGAAAGAGAAAUUUGAUGAUUGUGUUCCACUGAGCAAAUCUUUGUGCUCCAGCCAGACCAGCUGUAUCUUAGCCUCAUCAAGUUCAUCUUCGAAGAGUAUUGUACCGGAACAGGUGCCCAAGCCUGCAGAUUUGUUGCUUGCUCCAGAAAAGAUGGAUACAGUAUCUUGUCAUGAGGAGGAGCACAAGGCAUCUGAAGAUGUAAAGUCAGUGAUCCAUAACACGGAUCUUCUGGAUGAUGGAUGGGAAAUCUUUGACAACCGUGAGCUGUGCAUGUGAAUCAAGUGGGUAUAUGUCACUGACUAAUUGACUGCUUGCUUCAGUUCCAAGAUAUCUCUCAUCUAUUAAAUAAGUUUCUGGGUAGAAACAAACUUCUUUAGAAUUCCAGUUUGUUAUGCUCAUUUUGCAAUGUUGGUUGAGAGCUAUUUCAAACCUAAGUAUCCUAUCCCGAUUUUGAAGUAUUUGUACAGAACAAGUAUAUAAAUAACACCCUAUAUAUAGAGAAGUAUAUCAUGUGUUUAGUCAA
Molecule: messenger RNA, 2328 nt
Organism: Lycium ferocissimum
Lineage: Eukaryota; Viridiplantae; Streptophyta; Magnoliopsida; Solanales; Solanaceae
Exons: 9
Coding region: 192-2081 (629 amino acids)
Molecular function (GO): ubiquitin binding
Source: RefSeq, a predicted model, not a curated record